UCGCGCCAAAUAUUAUUAAAACUCAAUUAAAAAGAAUAUUUAAACAUCCCUGAAUGACCACACCCCUUAAAAGACCCAUAGAAAAAUAAACCACACCCUUAAAACCCUAAAACACGCAGCGGAACUUUAAAACAACCCUUAAAACCACCAUAACCCACACCGCUACCUUGAAAAAUCCAAGACUGCAAACUUAAACCAAGAAAACACACAAAUUUCACCAAAACUAAGCAAGAAAUCUGAACCAAACUCCCAGAAAUUGAAGACAGAACACUAUGCUCUGUGUGGGCGUGGCGGCGAGGCGUGGGUGGGCGUGGAUGGGCGUGGGUGGAAGAUUAUGUAGUACGUCUAUGAUUGAAGAAGGGAGAGAGAAACUAAAGGAACUGGGAGAGGGAGAAGUGACUCUAGAGAAAGAUGGAGAGUCUGGGGUGGCCACCAUUACCCUCAGGAACGCCAAGAGGAGGAAUGCUCUGUCAGGCAGAAUGAUGGUCCAGCUGGCAGACAUCACCCACACUCUCUCCGCCUGCCAAGACACAAAGAUCGUAACAUUACAAGCUGAUGGUGAAUAUUUCUGCUCGGGAGGCGACCUAACCACUGUCCGGGCCAUUUGCAACCCUAGAGAUGGCCUGCUCAUGUCCACCCUAAUGCACGACACCCUCACACGCCUGCACACCCUCACAGCACCCUCGGUUUGCCUCGUACAUGGACCAGCGAUAGGAGGCGGCGCAGAAUUGACAACAGCGACAGAUUUUCGAAUAUUUACCGAAACUGGGAAUAUUAGCUUUGUGCAGGGGUCUAUGGGGGUCGUGACUGGGUGGGGGGGUGGGACUAGGCUCACUCGACUUGUCCACUACCCCACGGCACUUGACCUCCUCCUAACUGGCCGGAAAAUCGAGGCGGAAGAAGCUAUAAAAAUCGGACUCGCGGAUUUUAUUGUCGAUUCGGAGACGAGAUUUGCUGCUGUGGGUGAAUGGGUGAAGGUCAGGUCAGGUCAUGUGGGUGAGGUGGUGCGGGGGUUCAAGACGAUCACUAUGGGGGCCCGAGACUUGCCGGCGGGGGAAAGCUUAGCGGAGGAACGGGGGGUUUUCUCUCCACUAUGGGGUGGGCCAGCUAACUUAAAGGCUCUCGGUAAGAAUAUCAAGCAUAGGUGAAUGGAAGGGAGAGAGAGAGAGAAAUGGUGAUAAAUGAGGGAAGUAUGAGGAAAUAAUGAUAAUAAAUGUUGAUAAAUGAGGGAAUUGGAGAAAAACAGCAAUAAAUGAGGGAAAUAUAAAGAAAAUAAUGGUAAACGUAGAAGAGAAAUAGAAGGAACUGGUGAUGAAUGAGGGAAUAAUGUCAAAAUUGAUGAUAAAAUGAAGGGAAUAAGAGAAAAUAUAUGAUAAAUGAAGGAAUAAUAGCAAAAAUAGUGAUAAUUUAAGGAAUAAGAGAGAAAAAUGAUAAUUACAAGAAAAAAAAACAAAAACAAA
Molecule: messenger RNA, 1460 nt
Organism: Portunus trituberculatus (swimming crab)
Lineage: Eukaryota; Metazoa; Arthropoda; Malacostraca; Decapoda; Portunidae
Product: ethylmalonyl-CoA decarboxylase-like
Exons: 2
Coding region: 273-1148 (291 amino acids)
Biological process (GO): fatty acid beta-oxidation
Cellular component (GO): cytosol
Molecular function (GO): enoyl-CoA hydratase activity
Source: RefSeq, a predicted model, not a curated record